AUGAACCGCAGAUCCGCACACUCCCGUUUCGUUACUGGAAACGGGCAGGAAACCCACCUAAGGGACAUCGUCGUUUCGACUACGCCCAAGCGCACCCAUUCCAAGAUGACUCGACAGAGCGAAGGAAAGGAAGCGUACCCCAUCAACCCCGAACCCCGAACCCACUGCCCCGUCAAUGGGGUGAACUGCGAAAGGGCCGCUGACCCUUACGAGAACCCGACCUGCACGCAGAGUGAACACCGCACCGACCAGUCGCAGGCGGCACCGGCGCCGAAACCAACACCUGUGGCCUAUCCCGAUGAAUGGAACCGCGAGCCCUGGCAUGACCCCACCGGGAAGGAACCCCACCCGGUUCUCCCGGAGCACCAACAACUCAGACAUAGAGUGGCAGGUGGAAGAAGCCGCCUGAAUAUAACGCUCAACUACAGAAGCUUCAAAAAGCAGAGGACAAAACGGAGAAGACAACCUAAGAACCAGGGCUCAAGUGGAUUCCAAAGAGGAAGCAAUGACUGCCUGUCAACAUACGAAACGCGCAGCGAAAAACAGCAGCAACGCCUCCCGCAGGAUCGACGCAAACAGCUUCAACAUGGCAGACGAUGCCCGGGCAGCCGAGACCAAAGCGCCAGACCCCAGGAACGGCCCCAAGCGUCACCACAUCCUCCGCAAGCCAAUCUGAAGGCAGCUCCAGAAGGGAAAAGAAAUGCAGGACCGAAGCCAAAAAGCCACGAGCGCGCAAAUCCUCCGCCACAAGAGCAGGCGACAGGGAAGGAACCUGCACAUGGAGCUGUACCACACCAACAUUCCACAAAAGGGCAGGAGCGAAGACACUCAUUAAGAUGCUCAAAAUUGCCCCCAG
Messenger RNA from Procambarus clarkii (red swamp crayfish), 856 nucleotides. NCBI's taxonomy places the organism in Eukaryota, Metazoa, Arthropoda, Malacostraca, Decapoda, Cambaridae. The record is from RefSeq and is a predicted model, not a curated record.